Molecule: messenger RNA, 1564 nt
Organism: Aureobasidium pullulans EXF-150
Lineage: Eukaryota; Fungi; Ascomycota; Dothideomycetes; Dothideales; Saccotheciaceae
Exons: 2
Coding region: 1-1326 (441 amino acids)
Molecular function (GO): protein binding
Source: RefSeq, a predicted model, not a curated record
AUGGACACCCUACCACCCGAACUCAAGCAACGCGUCUGCAGUUAUCUCACGCCCAGAGAUCUCAAGUCUUUUAGACUCACCUCGACGGACUAUGCUGCUGCCGCUUCCCGCUAUCUUCUGCCGCGCAUCUUUCUUCUCAAUCACCCGGACAGCUUUCAGGAGGUCCGGGACAUCGUCAACCACCCGGAGCUUAGCCAGCAGGUGACCACCCUGGUUAUCGAUGUCUGUCGUCUGAAGCAGUGCCCGAGAUACGAUCAUUGGGCCCUUGUCUUCGCAGCUCCUAGUCCGGCGUCAACAGGCAACCAAGGUUCCGUGGAAGCGAGAGCUAUUACGACUGGGGACAUUGAUGCUCGAUCGGAAAGGAUCUUGCGUCGGGAAAAGAAUCUGGAACAAUGGAAGUCAUACCAAAUUCAGGCUCGCGCCCAAGCGAAAAGGUCCACGGAGAAGCUCAUGCUGGAGUGUAUCGCUCUCGCAUUCCAGAAAUGUCCAAAAUUAAGAAGUCUCAUCAUCGACUUCGAGCCCGAGAUUAUAGAGCAAUGGGCACCACUGGCCGAGAAGAACAGGAUUGCUUGUGGAUUGAUCGAGAAGAGAAACCACUUUUAUCGAGACAUCUUCUCGUCACCUGCCACGAGAACAGGUUUCUCACACAGAUUAUAUUGGGACUACAUAAGAUUUGACUUAUGGGACAUUCUCAAGCCUGUUCAUGAUGUCGAUCGCGCGCUAGAAUCUCUGGCAGUCCUUGACAGUAUGUACAGCUCAGGCAGUCAAGGCUGGACUCUUCCUACGACAUCGAUCUUCCGCAACUUGAAGCACCUUCGGGAGAGUCUUUGCUCUCCAGACUUCCUAAUAUCCAUUGUGGCUUGCGCACCAAAGCUGGAAAGUCUUGGUGUGGUUGACUAUCAAUAUGAUCGCUUCACGGCCUCUCCACUGCAAAGUUUGCUGGAAAAGACUUCUUUAAAAAGUCUUCGAGCUUGCAGUCUAAGGUGCAAUAGCGAUGGAGAUGCCAUAGCGCGGUUCGUAUUGCGCCAGUCGGGAACGCUGCAAAGUUUCACACUCCGUCAUAUGGGCAUGCUAUCUCCAUCUUCGACAAUGUGGACAUCGUUCGCUGCGCGCCUGAAGGGUCAACUGCCUCACCUAAAACGUCUCAAGCUCAUUAACCUGACCAAGCCUCUCGCCUUUGAUCCGACAACAGGUUUCCCUCAUCCAGUCGAAUUCCUCACUCCAGACGACAUACUACAAGAUCAUGGGCAUGAGUUGCAGACGGGACCAAUGGAGCUCGAAAAUGGACUCUGGGAGGAUUACGAAUUGAGGUUCUUCCCACAGUGAACAAGAACCCUGAGGAUAAAGAUGCGCAAGGAUGGGAAUACAGAAUGAGCAAAAAGCGAACUCGCCAUAGACAGAGCGAACGGCUUAUCACAGAUAUCGAUUGCUUUCGAAUGGAAGCUGAAAUCGGUCAUGGAGGAACAGACCCACGAGGACGAUCAAGAAAGAUGGCCAAUGGAAAGGCGAGACCCAAAUUGCUUUCCAUAUCAGAAGCACUUAGACAGAGAACUAAAUGAACACG